ACCAAGCAAGCAACAGAUGCAAAGAGUGAAGAACUCAGGGAUUAUGAUCAGCAGCAAUGGCAGCCCAACAAAGGAUAUUGACAAGGAAGAGGAGCUCUCGAGGUCUGCGUUGGCUAUGUUCCGAGCGAAGGAGGAAGAGAUCGAGCGGAAGAAGACGGAGGUGAGAGAGAAAGUCCAAGCACAGAUCGGAAAAGUAGAACAAGCAACUAAGCGCUUAGCCGACAUUCGAGAAGAGCUCGAAGCACUCACAGAUCCAAUGAGGAAGGACAUAUCGAUGAUUCGUAAGAAGAUAGAUUUGAUUAACAAAGAGUUAAAGCCGCUGGGGCAGAGCUGCCAGAAGAAGGAGAGAGAAUAUAGAGAGGCUGUUGAAGCUUAUAAUGAGAAGAACAGAGAAAAAACUCAACUAGUUGCCAAGUUACUUGAGAUGGUGAAUGAAAGCGAGAGAUUGCGGCUGAAGAAACUCGAGGAUCUCGGCAACAACAUAACAAUUAUUCACUGA
Morus notabilis is the source of this 499-nucleotide messenger RNA. RefSeq names its product syncoilin. Bases 17 to 499 code for a protein of 160 amino acids. The transcript is spliced from 4 exons. Lineage: Eukaryota; Viridiplantae; Streptophyta; Magnoliopsida; Rosales; Moraceae. The record is from RefSeq and is a predicted model, not a curated record.